AUGAUCGCCGAAGCCGAGACCAGAGGCGUUAUGGAAGAGAUGCAAACACAGAAGAAGGUAGAAGAAGAAGAAGAAGACGAGGAAGGCCCUCCUCCGGGAUGGGAAUCUACUGUUCUUCCUCCUCCACCGACCCCCGCCGUCACCACCGCCGUAAACUCCACUACCGCCACCACCGCCGAAAUUCCCGAGAAGGCGCAAAUGGUGUGUGGAUCUUGCAGGCGUUUACUUUCGUAUCCACGUGGAACCAAACAUGUCAAGUGUUCCUGCUGUCUGACAGUUAAUCUCGUUCUUGAAGCUCACCAGGUUGGUCAGGUAAAGUGUAGCAAUUGCGAACUGCUCCUGAUGUAUCCUUAUGGAGCUCCCUCUGUCAGAUGUUCCUCCUGCAAAUCUGUCUCAGACAUCAGAGAAGACAACAAACGACUUCCGUGGUCUGUGCAGCAAGGACCGCUCAAAACAUUCAGCCGUGUCCGGUGAGGAGACUAAGCUUAAACCGUGUUUAUUUUUUGCCCAAAUGUCAAUCGGUUUAAUGACAAAACUUGUCAUAAUGUUUAAAAGGAUAAACGAAACAAAUGUCAUCUUCAAUAAUCAUUGGAUUACCAUUCUUUCAAAU
Molecule: messenger RNA, 610 nt
Organism: Eruca vesicaria subsp. sativa (arugula)
Lineage: Eukaryota; Viridiplantae; Streptophyta; Magnoliopsida; Brassicales; Brassicaceae
Source: the annotation of a GenBank genome assembly